Penaeus chinensis is the source of this 1446-nucleotide messenger RNA. Its product is annotated as E3 ubiquitin-protein ligase RNF180-like. Bases 8 to 1312 code for a protein of 434 amino acids. Gene Ontology annotation, cellular component: endoplasmic reticulum membrane. The record is from RefSeq and is a predicted model, not a curated record. Gene Ontology annotation, molecular function: ubiquitin conjugating enzyme binding; ubiquitin protein ligase activity. Gene Ontology annotation, biological process: positive regulation of proteasomal ubiquitin-dependent protein catabolic process; protein polyubiquitination; serotonin metabolic process. Lineage: Eukaryota; Metazoa; Arthropoda; Malacostraca; Decapoda; Penaeidae. The transcript has 8 exons.
UUUCAGAAUGGCAGAUCUUGAGAAAGUGAAGUGCAGAAAAUGCAGAAAGGUCUUAUUUUCAUCAUCAGAAUAUAUGAUUUUAGAUGCACAUGGGCAAGAAUGCCAUGCUUCAGAUGGAGAUGAUGUCCGGAAAUCAAACAGUGUAUGCACGUCAGUAAUGGAACGAAAUUGUUUAUACCUGUCUGAGGAACACUGUCCAGAUUUCGUCAAUGUAGCUGUAAAUGAGAGUUCUUGGACAAAAGGAAAACUCUUUUGCCCAGGAUGCCAAGCAAGACUCGGAUCUUUCAAUUUUGUGACUGGCAGUCACUGUGCUUGUCGCUCUCACAUAGUGCCACAUGUCCACUUGCUUAAAACUAAGGUUGAUUGGAUAAAAGUUGGAGAAAUAUUGCCACAUACCAUUUCAUUUCCAAACCAAAAGGUUCUACACUCAUCUUCUGAAGCUCCUCAUGAAGCAGAUCAUAUGGGCAGCUUGAGUGAAGCACAGACUCUGACAGCCAACGAUGGAAACAGCUGUAAUGAUGCAUCUUACACUGCUGUUGCACCAUCAGAUGAUCUUGACUGGGCAAUGUAUGAUCAAGGAUCUCCCAGCAUGCUGACUCACAAACAGAAAGAGAUCCUGGAAAACCUCAAGAGCCAACAUAGGCAAAAUGUAAAACAAAAAACUUUGUUGACAAGGAGAUCAAAAUGGAAGAAGCAACAUAUGUGGAAUAUCAGUGAGCUGGAAGAUGAACUGUCCAUUGAGGAUAUGACCCCCAGGGCAGGAAUUUCUUCAAAGUGUUCAAAUUUCCAUGUUUUGCCAUCAGAAGACCUUCAGGAUGAUUCAAGUGAUGAUUCAGACAAGAUUCCAAUGGACUUAAUGUGUCCAGUGUGUCUUGAUCUGCUUUACAGCCCUUUAGAGGUUCAGCCAUGCAGACAUAUAUUUUGUGAACCAUGUUUGAGGAGGGUAGCCCAUCCCAAUCCAACAAAUACAUUGUGCCCUUUAUGUAGACAUAUGAUUGGACAAUGUAUGCCAUCUAGAGAUGUAGGGAAUGAAGUUCGAGAGAAAUAUGCUGCACUGUACAGGGAACGCCAUCAAUUUGAACAAGAACACAGCAGUCAACAUAUGCCAUUACCAUGGAUAAGAGACUUCCGAAGGAGGCAGACUUUGGAAGGUACUGCAUGGACAGAGAGAAUUGGUAAUACUGGGAGGGCAUUUUUGUGGACCCUAUGCUUAAACGUCAUAGGACUAGGCAUUCUUAUUUUUCUGAACUGGCUGCUGAAGAGUGAGACAUAUUUAGCUGAAAGAAAUAGUCAGUAUGAGGGAGAUAAUUAGAAAAUAAUUACGAACUGCACUUAAAUAUACAGCAUACAUAUGGAUGUAUCCUUCUGCGUGCGCACACGCACACGCACGCACGCACGCAUGCAUGCAUUCACAUGCUCGCACUCACUCACACACACACACACACA